Messenger RNA from Hyaloscypha bicolor E, 1334 nucleotides. RefSeq lists its product as uncharacterized. The coding region runs from base 402 to 1133 and encodes 243 amino acids. The transcript is spliced from 3 exons. Lineage: Eukaryota; Fungi; Ascomycota; Leotiomycetes; Helotiales; Hyaloscyphaceae. The record is from RefSeq and is a predicted model, not a curated record.
GGUUGACGAAAGCAUUUUAUCUUUUAAUCUGUUCGCUUUAGUCUCUGGUCAGACAGACUUGGGCCACCCACCUCGUUGCAUUCUAUAUCCAAGCCUGCAAGGCUGAGACUUCAUAAGAAAAUGAAUCCUUUGCCCGCGCCACCUGUGAUCGGUGGUUCGCACUUCGGAUGGCGCAUUUCUCGCAUUUCAACUUGUCGGGCGGCACCUUCCAUCCAUACAAAUGCAUUGUUGGCAGCCAAGCUAUCUAUUUCAGGUACGGAAAUGAGGGGGUGGGCCUUGGCUUAAUUUGAUCCUUCCUUGUGGACUUUAGAAAUGGCCUCUCCCGCACUCCAAGAUAAAUGAAUGGUAUUGUCUGGAGGACAUAAUCUUCGUUUUGUGUUUGUUUUCUCGAAAGCUUUGCGAUGCGUACUCAACAACUCAUCCCUCUAGUUGCUCUUAUCUUAUGGAGUUCUCCUGUUUCAUCAUGGGGGCUAUUCAAGCGCGCUGCAGUAGUUAUCACGAAACCCAAUUCUGGAGACACGAUCGUAGCAAAGGCCGACUUCGACAUCGAAUGGACACAUUUGACGGAGAACAAUGUGACAAUUUCGUUGAGGCAAGGAACAACAACUAAUAUGACGCUCGUACACGUCAUAACUGCAAGCACCCCCAACAAUGGCAGUUAUGCCUGGCGAUCGCGUGAUGACAUGUACCUCUACGGCGACUACUCAGACCGGCCGGACAGUAACUGUAAUUAUGCGUUAGAAUUCAGGACGGGAGGUGAAGUCAUCAACUCGGACUUCUUCACAAUAAUCAAUGAGAGGGAUGGCGGGAUUAAUGCAAACACGACUUGUGCUGGCGGGAAGAUAGAGGACGGUGGUUCCCAGCAAAAUGAUCCGGGCCAGUCAAAUACUACUAACGGAGGUGUGUCUGCCGCGGCUCUUGGUGGUGCAGUGGCUGGAGUAGCUGUUGGUAUACUUGCUAUUGUUGGCGGGUUUUUCUUCAUUGCUAAGAGGCAAGGGUGGAUUAUGACGAGAGCAGAAUGUGAACAGUUGAUUGAGGGGAGAUUAAGGAAUGAGGAGAGAGUCCAUCUCAACAAGCCCAUGGAUAAAGAAGUUGCGCAGGUUGAUGGAGGCCAAAUAUUUCAGAUGCCAUGACGUGUUGGAGUUGAGCUGCGGUUAGAUAUCGAACUAAGCAAGGGCAACAAGUUUUCAACGAUGCACAUAUCAACGAUCCAAGGCUUACAGCAGAAGCCUUGAGGCAACGCGGUGUGGAUAUACAGACAUUCAACUUGAUUUGAGUGGCUAAACGAGAGAAUAAUUUGCAGACUCAAUUCAUCCACUUCUAUAGGAAACGUC